AUGUACGGACAGUCAAAUCACGAUCCCUCACAGCCCGAGUGGCGGCUCCCUCCACGCCUCGCGUCGCAGCCGUCGCAGCCGUCGCAGCCAGGGCCUCCACCUCCUCCUCGACCCCCGGCAGCUCCAUACUCCCCAGCUGCUACAUACUCACCGGCUACUUAUGGACCGAUUUCAGCUCCCCAGAUCCCAAGGUUGUCAUCGCCAGGUGCAGCCCCGGAUACAACCACGUGGGGAGUGCGGUACAACCAAAAUUCCGGCCCCCCAUUGCCACCUCGACCUUCAAGCAGAAAUGAACAACAACAUACCUACGGACAACCUCAGAACCCCGCCAUCGCAACCCCUUUUCAGGGUUCCCUAGCCCCUACAAACGCUCAGCCGCCCCCACCUCCGCCUCCACCUCCAUAUACAUCGACAUCGCCAGUAGGUGUUCCACAACCGCCACCCAAGAUCCCUCAAGGACCUCAACAUGCAGCAACCCUACAAGAUGAUCGGACGGGGAGGGCUCCACUGCUCGCCCAGGGCCCAGGGCCGGCUGCCAUGACAGGGUCUUACGCAUUCCGCCCUUCACCCGUAGUUAAUACAAACACAACGUCUCCCGGCGCGUCGGCUCUGGGCGUUGGGACGCCGUCUGAUUGGGAGCAUCUUGGUCCUACCCCGGGAGACUUUGACGAUGCAGCUUGGUUCCCACCUCGCAGGACGCCUUCUCAACAUCGCGAAAGGUUACAACCCCCUUCAGGGCCUCCAGGCGUUUAUCCUAUUGUGUCCGUGGGAGGCGAGUCUCAUAAUAUCCUGCGCCCAAGGACAGAUACAAAUGAAACGCAUUUAAGUAGUAUCUCUGGGGGGACACAGCCAGGACAAGGCAGCGCAGGUUCGCCCGUCAGUCCAUGCACAACACCACCUCCACUGGCCCGCAUGGACACCAGCAGCUCUGCCAUGUCUAUGAGCGCACAUUCAGAAAGCAUCGAUAAUGUGAUAGAUGCAUGGGCUCGCCCAUUAUCCCCUGCGCAAAAGCCAGUUCAGCCCGAACAUGACCGCCGCCCUAGCCCAUUGUAUCAAACUAGCCCAGUCGAGCGCUCACAGUCAGCGCAAGCUAAUCCGGCUCUUGUCAGUCAUCUGCGGUCAAGCUCGUAUACUUCUGGGCGAAUUGCUGAAAGACCCGAGAGUGUGCCACCCCCGAAACCCGCAGAUCCCUUCGAGGAUUUGGAUCCCUGGUCUAAAUCAUCGUUAGAACGGUGUGUCGCUAUGCUACGUAAGGAAGCAGUGGCCGAUUCGGACGAAGAACGAUAUAAAAUUUUCACGGCCUUCAUGUCCAAGGAGAUCAAGCUCCGAGAGAUUCUUUAUAAUAUUGAGCAUGAACCUGAAAAUGUCCCUGUGACUACGCAGGCUCCUGGCCCCGCUCCUCAGCAACCACUAUCGAUUCCCAAGAAAAUCGAGACGCCGGUGGAAUCGGGGCUGAUACCCGUUGCAUCGGAAGAUAUCGCGCCCCUCUCAGCAACAACAGAAGACGAGGAUAUUGAUGAUGUGGGCAGCGAGUACAGCUCAGGCGGUCGGCCCCUUCUCGGCAAGCAGGCGCGACAGGGCUCGCAGUUCCUUCCCAGCCUAUCUACGGUGCCCCCGGGCGCAGAUCAAAACGACCGCUUCGCGAGACCCUUGUCGAUAGCCAUUUCUGCGGAUUCGCAGAAGCAAGCAUUGGAGCCUUUGACCACAAACCCUCCGCGGCCCAUAUACACACCAUUCCAAUAUACAGAAGGUCCCCAGAGAGGCUCGGAUGACCUUACCUUUGCUCGCCCAGCUUAUCAAGGCUACUCUGAUCUCCGGCAGGCAGCCAUUAGUGGGCGAGUCAUGUCAAAUACACCGGCACCUGCAUCUCGACCGCGGUCCAAUACUGCAAUUCCCUCCCCAGCCGAACAGGAUGAGACUUUCCUUGGUCUCAUCCGCCACAAGAGUGUCGCUUACUUGAAACCUGCAGAGCGAAACUCCCCGCCGCUUCCAGUGUUGCCAGAAGUUCUUCGUCAAGGCCCACCGACUGGCCUUGUAGAAGAAAUACGCACCAUCGUGUGGACACCUCUAAAUAAGCAGUCCGACAGCUCCUGGCAUAUCACUACUCGGGAUGAACUUGAGAAAUUCUCCGAUGAUUUCUCGUACAUCCAACGUACAGUUGAUCAGUGGGAGGAAACCGCGCAAGCCAGGCGACAAAAGCUGGACCAGGAGCGCACGGUUCGUCAAGACGAAUCCGAAGAGCAUAUCGACGAGCUCUUCAAUGGGAAGUUGAUCGGAUAUGCGGAUAUCAAUACCUUGGAAGAGGAAUUUAGACAAACCGAAGCUCGGGUCCAAUUAGAGGAGGAACGACAUGAAGUAGACGAUUUCAUCGCGCACAUCUUCAACCCCUUAGAUGAAGGCCUGAAGAAUGAGAUUUCGGUGCUUCGCAAGUCGUACGACUCUGCUCUCAAUCAACUCGACCGUGAUCAGCAGAACGAAGGCUUAGCAGCCGAGCGACGCAGUCCGUCCGUCACCAUGAAAAUGGUCAACGAACUUCAUAACAAGCUCGAGAUUCGGUUCCAGAAACGCCUUGACCUGGCACUUGACUGCGAGCGACGACGGAAGAAGGCUGAGCGGCGACCGCUUGUGUUUAUGGGUGACCUGGCAGGUCUGCGAAAGUUAGAUGGCGAGUUUGACCAGAUGGAGCUCCGCAACAUUCUGGAGGCUUGUAAGGAUCGUGAUGACCGAGCCAACCGACUCAUGGAUUCGUUUGACGAUGCGAUCUUGCAUGGUCUGGGUAUAAAUCAGAGCCUCCUGGAUGAGGUUUCCUCGAAAGCAAAUCGACUAGAUUCGGCUGCUCUUCGUGCUUCCGGGCUGCCAGAUUCCGAGAUUGAGCAGAUCCUUAAAUCCGCUGCCACCUUUGCGGCGUCGCUCAGAGCAGAUUCUGAGGCCAUCAUCCGCAGCUCUGGGGUUGCGGAUAUGGCUCUCAACGAUGCCGACUACGGAGUUUCCGUCGCCGAAGCGCGAUAUGCCAAUUCAGAUCCGGAUAUUUUCCACCGUCUGGCGGAUGAGAAGAAAAAAGAGGAUGAAAAAAUUCAGAUUGAUCUAGAUUCGAAGUUACAGAGCAUUCAGAAGGGGCCUGUGCAGAUUGCAGCUACAAUUGAGCAUCUUCUCCUUGGCUUGCGCAACGAGCCCCAAGCCGCUGCACCAAUUCGUCCUCUCCCGGGCUCUGUUCCGACCAGUCCAUCCGGGGAGGUUCCUCUACCUCCGAGUCUACGCCCUUCGACUGCUAUUCCCGGUCCAUCUUCCAGUCCAGUGCCCGUGCGCCAAAGCACAGACGAAGAGUCGGAACACAAACAGAGGCUCCGCAAAGCACUCGACGAUGCCAAAAAGCGCAACGCUGCUAGGGUUCAGCAUUAA
Messenger RNA from Penicillium paradoxum, 3399 nucleotides. RefSeq lists its product as uncharacterized. The record is from RefSeq and is a predicted model, not a curated record. NCBI's taxonomy places the organism in Eukaryota, Fungi, Ascomycota, Eurotiomycetes, Eurotiales, Aspergillaceae. The transcript has 2 exons. Bases 1 to 3399 code for a protein of 1132 amino acids.